ACAACGCUUACACAAAAGGGCGUUAGAAAAGCAAACGAGCUAACCAGGGAUGCGUUCAACCAGACCGAGCAGAAAAACGUCCGUUAGACCGGUUUAAUCGCUUAACGGUAAAUCAAAUGGCGACAUCGGGAACCAAUCAAAUAAGUACGCGAACGUUAGCAAAACGUUAACUGGCUGAACUUUGGGCAGUUACUUGCAUUCCAGCAUAGUGUGCCGUGACUGCAUUAGGACACGCUUGAGUACACAAUCUGACUCUACACUGUGAACUUUCCUUCAGCUGAAUUACCUGCUGGGUGAUUUCAUGGGUUUUUUAUAUUUAGAUCUAGGAAAUUCAAGACCAACAUUGUUUAUUUAAAUUUGUACUCUAGGAAGUGCAUGAGUUUAUAAGGCGUAACGUCGUGUGUUUUUUAGUGUGAUAUAAUGCAUUACUCGGGUAGAUGCAUUGCUGGAGUUGGCGCGGUGUGUGGUUUGGCGUGUAUAGGGAUUGGUGUUCUUAUCGGUUACUUCGCCAGAGAUGCGUCCGUUCCGAACAAAGAGCCAGAGACUGCGUAUCUUAAAAGUUGCCGUGGUGAAUGUCAGACUCAAGAGGACCAAGUAAAAUCAUGCACGAUCCCGUAUCCUGGAAACUACGUCAGUUAUUACUUACACGGAAAGACAAUCACAAUAGAUGGGAAACUUGACGAUGAAGCGUGGAAAGAAGUGUCCUCAACGGAGAAUUUUGUAGACAUUCGAGGCCUCGAUUAUCCAGCUCCUCGACUUGAGACUAGAGUGAAAUUACGCUGGGAUGAUACAAACCUGUAUGUUGGAGCUUACCUGCAGGAACCUCACGUAUGGACAACUUUCACCGAGAAAGACACAAGACUUUACAAGAAUAAUGCAUUCGAGACUUUCUUUGACGUUGAUGGAAGUAUGCAAAUGUAUAAAGAAUUUGAAAUUAACGCUUUGAAUACGACCUGGGACCUAAUGCUCACAAGGGCUUACAUGGACGGGGGUGAUUUCGUGGACUGGGAGGGGAUUGCUGACAAGGCGGUCUACACAGAUGGGGUCGUUAACGACCCGUCAAGCAAACCUACGUUUUGGUCCUUGGAAGUGGUUUUUCCCUUUGUCAAUCUGGCUGAAAACACCACGCGGCACUCUGGGCCAGCCGUCGAUGGUGAAGUUUGGUUCAUGGUUUUAGCGAGACCACAAUAUGAAACUGAAGUUGUCAAUGGUAAAUAUCAAAAGGUACCUGGCUCCAAGGCAUCCUGGUAUUCAUGGGUUCCAGUUGGUGCAGUGAACUUACAUUUACCCAGCAAAUGGGGUCUGUUAGAAUUUAGUAAAGGUCAACCACAGAAAAAUCCCACAUUUUCAUUCAGCAGGUGGACCACCUACCAAGCAUUAUUCGACAUCUUCAAUGCAGAAAAGACAUUCAAUGCCGUAAAUGCUGGUUAUGUCUCUGAUCUGAAACUGUUGACCCUUCCUCCAUACAUCACCAGUGGCGACUGUGUGCACACCAUCAAUGUGCAGGUUAAUAACGAUCAGUUUGAAGUCACCCUCAGAUCGAAGACAGAACCGCGAGUCACGGCUCACAUUAACAAUAACAGAACUGUGUGGUUUACGUAAUACAGUCGGCUAAAACACGAGUAGGAACAUCUUAGUUGUAGUUUUGUUUAAUUCAUAAUUCCAUAAUCACCAUCUUUAAAACUAUCUUAAGUUUGCAUACAGACGUGUGGAACAUAAAUGUCAGUAAAAUAAUAUUCAGAAAACCUUUAGGAUUAUUCUUGAUAAAUUGACAUUGAUAAAUACAUACUGAUUUUCUCUAAGGUACAGUAACAAAUAUAAUGUGUAGCAAGCAUGUCUAGGAGUACAGUGAAACCUCUCAAAACCGGACCCUCUGUACACUAGAAUUCCCUCAAAAUGGGACAUUUAUCACGGUCCUUUAAUAAAAUUCAGUACAGCACUCAACUUCUCUAAACCAGAUACCUCUUAACACCGGACAUUUUACUUGGUUCCGAGGGUGUCUGGUUUAAAAGGGUUUCACUGUAAUACCCAUUGAAUCUGUAGUAUCAUACACUUGAAUCAAUACACACCAGCAUUUCUGUUUUUGAACUACAUCAUGUACCUACUACCAAAUAAAUAUAACCUUUUGAACAUUAUUUACUUCAAUACUUAAGUCAUCUAAAACUCAGUAUAUACUAGUAUUAGUGAAAACCAGUCAUUGGUUUGUGGAGCCAAAUUUACAGCCUUCAUUUCACAUCUAAGAAAAUGCAUUUUAAACAACCUAAAAUGCAUUUACACAGCAUUAUAUGCCAUAUAUAUUUUUCCUAUUGUUCAUAUUCUGUAUUGUUUUAAAUAGUGUAUCUGAAAGCCGUGCAAAAGAUUAAUUUUUGCUAUAUGUAUUACCUUCAUUAAAUAAAACAAUUUCAUUCAAUAAAUAAAAGGCAAUUUUAUAUAAUGUAAAGCCAACUUUUAUUAGCCUAUAAAAACCAAGUUAUAAAAGUAUGCUAUAAAAUAAUGAAAAAGAAGUGGGUUUGGGGUUUUUUGUUUUCUCAUUUAUUGCUUACGAGAUAUUCUUGACUGGUUCUGAAGACGAUGGUUGGUCAUGGUUCCUGCUCCUAUCUGAAUAUUAUAAUCAGAAUAUAUCUUUUCAUGGGUACUAUCACAACUAAAGAGGCUUAAACAACUACAGACAGAUAUGUACACAAAUGUCAUAUAUAUACUCUUCAAAAAAAGUAGAAGAACCUGAAAUAUUAAUGUUAAUAUCAACUAUUAGACCGAACAUAUGUUUUGACCACAGACAUCCUAGUAAAUAACGUUCAGGUUUGUUUAUCAAUGCACCAAAACACAUUCCAUAGUUUGCACGUGUAUCACGUGCUUGGGGUGUCAUUCUCAAUUUUGACAAUUUCCAGGAAGGUCCAUUAAUCACUGUGGGACAUUAUUUCUGUCAAUCUUUUUCAUUCU
This is a messenger RNA of Gigantopelta aegis, 2940 nucleotides long. RefSeq lists its product as uncharacterized. Gene Ontology annotation, molecular function: hydrolase activity, hydrolyzing O-glycosyl compounds; carbohydrate binding. Gene Ontology annotation, biological process: carbohydrate catabolic process. Lineage: Eukaryota; Metazoa; Mollusca; Gastropoda; Neomphalida; Peltospiridae. Bases 421 to 1602 code for a protein of 393 amino acids. The transcript is spliced from 12 exons. The record is from RefSeq and is a predicted model, not a curated record.